CUCCCGGGGGCGGAGGGCGGCGCGUGCGCAGGCGGCACCCGGCUGGGGCCAUGGACAGCAUUAGGCGCGGGGGCUGGACCUGAGCUCAGGAUGAAGGAGUGGUGGAUCCAGGUGGGCCUCCUGGGCAUUCCUCUUCUUGCUGUCUACCUGCACAUCCCUCCCCCCCAGCUCUCCCCAGAACUUCACUCCUGGAAGACUUCAGGCAGCUUCUUCACAUACAAGGGCCUGAGCAUCUUCUACCAAGACUCAUGGGGUGCAGUUGGGAGCUCAGAAAUAGUGGUACUUUUACACGGCUUUCCAACCUCUAGCUACGACUGGUGCAAGAUCUGGGAAGGCCUGACCCAGCGGUUUCACCGGGUGAUUGCCCUUGAUUUCCUAGGUUUUGGCUUCAGUGACAAACCGAGGCCCCAUCAUUAUUCCAUCUUUGAGCAGGCCAGCAUUGUGGAGGGGCUGCUGAGACACCUGGGGCUUCAGAACCAGAGAGUUAACCUUCUGUCUCAUGACUAUGGAGACACCGUGGCUCAGGAGCUGCUUUACAGGUACAAGCAUAAUCGGACUGGUCGGGUUCUCAUCAACAGCCUUUGUCUGUCAAAUGGAGGUAACGGCCCGGAGCUGGCAAGGAUGAAAACUGGGGAGUGGCCUAGCUCAGCCACAUCUAGGUAUCGCAGUAUGUUGCCUAAAAGGCCGACUGUCUCAGAAUGCCGCAGGCACGGGAGACCCCAGGAUGCAGAAGGUAUCUUUCCUGAGACUCACCAUCCCACCUUACUCCAGAAGCUGCUCAAAGAUGGAGGCCCGAUGUCUCCCAUCCUUACUCGCCUGAUGAAUUUCUUCUUCUUUGCCCGGGGCCUUGCGGUGGUCUUUGGGCCACACACACAGCCCUCAGAAGCUGAGAUGUGGGAUAUGUGGGCUGGAAUUCGAACCAAUGAUGGCAACCUGGUCAUUGACAGUAUCUUACAGUACAUCAACCAGAGAAAGAAGCAUCGAGACCGCUGGGUGGGAGCUCUCACCUCCGUGGCUGUUCCCCUGCAUUUCAUCUAUGGGCCAUCAGAUCCAGUGAACCCUCAUCCAGAAUUUAUGAAUCUGUAUAGGAAAACAUUACCCCAGUCCACAGUGUCGAUUCUGGAUGAUCACAUUAGCCACUACCCACAGCUAGAGGAUCCUAUGGGUUUUCUGAAUGCAUAUUUGAAUUUCAUCAACUCUUUCUGAGGGGCGGAGACUUGUUUUCCUUAACGUUUCCUUUUUAAUCAUGGUUUCAAAUGAAGAACUGAUGCCUCAAAGAGGUCAUAGAAUCAUAUUUCAUAUCACUAAAUAGUACUUCCAAAUAACACCAUGAGGUUCAAUGGGUUUUGUCUUGAAUGUUCCAUCCUCUUCCUGAAGUAGUUUUCCGGCUGAGAGUUGAUCAAAUGUAUGGACUUGGUCAUACCUUCAUGUAUUAGAAAUCCUCAUCAACCAUCCCAAAUCUCUCAAGCAGGAAGCCAGCGACAUUUUUUUUCGCAAAAGGUUUCGAAGUUAUGGACUCUUGGAAUUUGAAGAUGCCACUUUUUAGUUCAAUCCCAACCAUAUAAUCAUGCAAUAUGGAAAGUGGAAUGAUUUGGAAAUCCUCUCAACUUCUCUUAAAAUGUCUUUAAAGGCAUAUAAAUGCUCGCAUGUUUUGAAACCAACAUGUAGCAUCACGAUAAGCCAGAUUCUGUUUUGGUCAUGACUUGGAUUUCUUUCACCAUUUCUUAUAACACCUUGUUGAAGUGUAAUUUGUAGCUGAAAUAAUACAGUAUUAAGUGCAUCUUACUGUAAGACUGAGUUAUGUUUCACCUACAAAUGUAUUUUUUCAUAAAGACGCUAAACCAGCAGGUAUGUUCUGUGGCUGAGUAGUGAAUUUAAUGAUCUAAAUAUGAUUAAUUUUUGUACAAGUCAAAUUACAUCCAAAAUGUUUUCAAUGUUACUUAAAAUUUUGAGGCAUGAAGGAUCAAUAGUCUGUCGAGAGCACUACUUACGAUUGGCUGAUAUGUAGGUAAGAUACUCUGAGCUAACAGCAGUCUGUUUACACCUCCGUGUUUAGAUGGCUAUCCCAAAAGGUGGAAUGUGUGUCCUUUUAUGAAGGUUGCUCAGCUUGCUCAAGUGGCCUUCUCUUUUAGUUUUUACUGUGUUUUACAGAAAGGGUUUGUAAAUGAAAGUUCUGAAAGGCCUUUAAGCAAAUGGUGCUGAAUCCUAUGUUUUGUUAGCUACAGCUGCAGUGUCUCAGUGAAGCAGGAACAUUCAUUAUUUUAAAGUCUUUUUUAUUAGCAACUUCAAGUAUAACAAAUUUCAAAACCUGAAACUGGAAUAAUUGUUUAUUUUCUAUUAAUAAAAAUGAAUUUUCACAAAA
Molecule: messenger RNA, 2362 nt
Organism: Vombatus ursinus (common wombat)
Lineage: Eukaryota; Metazoa; Chordata; Mammalia; Diprotodontia; Vombatidae
Gene: MEST
Product: mesoderm specific transcript
Exons: 12
Coding region: 91-1206 (371 amino acids)
Molecular function (GO): catalytic activity
Source: RefSeq, a predicted model, not a curated record